Seminavis robusta is the source of this 267-nucleotide messenger RNA. NCBI's taxonomy places the organism in Eukaryota, Bacillariophyta, Bacillariophyceae, Naviculales, Naviculaceae. The record is from the annotation of a GenBank genome assembly.
AUGAUCCAAAGCCAUCACCAAGUCUGGGUCCGUGACGGGGAAAACGCGUCGGAAGAAGCCGGACGCAAGAAAUCUCGACUCCAUUUUGGAGCACUUGCCAACGGUGGCAACUUCAAGAUGUUGGAAGAGGCCCUACGCGAGAAAGCUAGAGCCAUCGCGGACAAGGAAGCAAGCCCGGAUUUGGUGCUACUUCAAUUCGGAGAGAGGGCUAAUGAGCUGGAGGAUGACAUUGACGAGCUGGAGGAAGGCUGGAUUGAUUGCUAUUAA